AUGCAUGAAUAUACGGUAUUGCUGAAUUAUCCAAACUAUGAAUACCCGAAUAGUAUCCAUCAAUGGGUUCGUGGCAGUAAUGAAUGGCGUGAAAUCAGUAAUGGAAUGGGUGAAAUUCGUGGCAACGAUAAAGCUAAAGCACAG
Messenger RNA from Enterobius vermicularis (human pinworm), 144 nucleotides. Lineage: Eukaryota; Metazoa; Nematoda; Chromadorea; Rhabditida; Oxyuridae. The record is from the annotation of a GenBank genome assembly.